AGUAUCGAUCUCAUCUUUUUCUACCAUCAUCUUCCACCGUCCCCUUUGUCUCUCUCUCUCUCUGAAAAGGCAAAAAAAAAAAAACACAAAAAGAUCGAAUUCACCAUCCUCGUGUUGUAGUUUGAUUAUGAUGGAUGAAGAUGGAUUGAGUAAUCGUAAUUGGGGUUAUUACGAGCCGUCACAAUUCAGACCAAAUUUAGGGUUUCAACUAAUUCCAAGUAUCAUAAACAGAAACGAGAAGCCAUUUCUCUCCCCUCAGAAUCAGAGUCUAAACAACUUCAUAACCCCUUCCAAUCUCUAUCGAGGCGAUAGCAGCAGCGUUAUGUCGUAUCCGCGGGAUUAUACUCUCUCUGAUGCACCUUUCAUGAGUUAUAGUUGGUUGAACCAGCAUAGAGAUAGCAAGUUCUUCAGCAAUGUACCUACGAAUGAUUCGAUGAGUCUUCUUGUUCCUGAAACUUCUAGGAUGACUCAACCGAUGCAGCUUUUGCAGCCGGAGGUUGUGGGUGAGGUCGAUGAGUCUCUGAAGAGAAGGCAUUGUAGUGGUGGGCAGAGAGGUGCUCUUAAGGUGAAGAAAGAGAAGAAGCUGAAGGAUAACAAUAUGCCGAGAGUGCAAAGAGCGAGAAGUCCGUUGUUGAGGAAGAGUGUAGAGAUGGUGAUCAAUGGAGUUUCUAUGGAUAUUGGAGGUUUACCAGUUCCGGUUUGCUCUUGUACCGGGAUGCCUCAACAGUGUUACAGAUGGGGCUGCGGGGGAUGGCAGUCUGCGUGUUGUACCACUAAUGUUUCGGUGUACCCUUUACCGAUUAGUACUAAAAGGCGUGGUGCGAGGAUUGCUGGAAGGAAAAUGAGCCAAGGUGCUUUUAGGAAGGUUCUUGAGAAACUCUCUGCUGAUGGUUUCGAUUUCUCAAACCCUAUCGAUUUGAAGUCUCAUUGGGCUAAACAUGGAACCAAUAAGUUUGUCACCAUCAGAUAAAAAAGUCGAACCUCUCUUUUGUCGAAAAUCCCUUUUUGUUGUUGUUGUGGGGUUGUCCUAUAUUUUAGAUAUUGAUUCAAAUUUUGUGUAUGUUCAGUGAAAGCUAUGAUCUGAACUCGGAAUCAAACAUCGGUAUGUAU
Messenger RNA from Arabidopsis arenosa, 1110 nucleotides. NCBI's taxonomy places the organism in Eukaryota, Viridiplantae, Streptophyta, Magnoliopsida, Brassicales, Brassicaceae. The record is from the annotation of a GenBank genome assembly.